AUAUAUAUAUAUAUAUAUAUAUAUAUAUAUAUAUAUGGCCUAAAAUACAUGAUUGAUAUGGACUGGUGAUCCAUUAUGGGAAGCACAACAAUGACCACCAAUUGUAGCAAUUGCAAGACGAGGCUUCCUCAUCUAACCUCUCAUUCAACCUCACCAAUACCCCGUGUUACUCAAUAUCGCUGCUUCUGUGGUUAUGUUAAUCUGAUUGAGACGACCAAGCCAGCUCUUGCCCAGCACCACCACGAAGGUCAGCAGCUGCAGCAUAGCCAUCGGAGACGAGCUUCCAGCUGGAUUAAUUCGCAUAUAAAGGGAUCAUCACCAUCAUCGUCGUCCAAGAACUGUAAACCCCUAUCACCGUCAUCGUCAUCGUCAUCAACCAGCUUAAUAAAAAGCUGUGGCAGAAAGCGCGCACUUCUUUGCGGAGUGACAUACCAGGAGCGCAAGUACAAACUCAAAGGCACUUACAAUGAUGUCAAUAACAUGAAACACUUGUUGAUCAACACCUUUUGUUUUCCACCCGACUGCAUUCGCAUACUAUCAGAAGAAGAAGGGCAACCGAAAGAGCUGACUCCCACAAAGAAGAACAUAGAGAAAUCCCUGAAAUGGCUUGUGGAGGGGUGCCAGGCAGGAGAUUCGUUGGUGUUCUACUUCUCAGGACACGGACUCCGACAGCCCGAUUUCAAAGACGACGAGGUUGACGGGUUCGACGAGACUAUAUGCCCUCUUGAUUUCAUGGAAGAGGGCAUGAUCCUUGACAAUGAUAUCAAUUCAACCAUCGUUCACCCACUCAAGGAGGGCGUCACACUACAUGCUAUCGUUGAUGCUUGUCAUAGUGGAACAAUUCUUGAUCUACUCUACGUCUACGACCAUAAAGGGAACAAGUGGAAGGAUAAUAGUCCUCCUUCUGGUGCUAGGAAAAGUACAAGUGGAGGGUUGGCAAUUUGCAUCAGUGCCUGCGAAGACGAUAAAAUGGCAGCAGAUACAACUGCUUUUGAUCGAAAUGUGAUGAAUGGUGCCAUGACAUACACUCUUAUUGAAAUUAUUAAGAAGCACUCUAGUAAAGGCAUAACGUAUGGAGAACUGCUCGACUUGAUGUUUGAUCAAAUUCAAAGGAUUAAUGGGGAUAGAUGCCUCAACUCCAGAAUCUUGAGAAAAGUUUUUCGACACAAAAUCAUUCAGCAACCUUUAUUGUCAUCGUCCGAAGACUUCGAUGUAUACAAGAAGAAAUUUCUCUUGUAGUAAGAUGUGGGAAAUACUGUAAUGAUGUUCAAUUCAUUUGCAAGAACUUCCGAAUUAUUGUCUAUUGGGUCUAUUUGUUAUACUUCAAGACUAAAGUAGUAAAACAAUGCAUUAUCUCAUUGUUUGGGUUGAGAAGAGAGAGACCCCAAAGUGGGGGCUCAAGGUUUGGGCGGUGUGUCUAGAGGGAGAGAACACUGAAAUUUCGAUUAUGCUAUAGUUAUAUGUAUAGGUCUUGCAGUAAACCUAGAAUUACCGAGAAAGAAGACCGUAGAUUGGGUCUCAUUACCUGUCAAAAUAAACAAGGUCAGAGAGAAGACUGGGAUGUUGGCUUACGCCUACGACUCUCCGAUGCUUAAGUCACAUACUUGUGAAAAUAUUGACAGAAUAAUUGUAAGAGAGAGAUUAAUUGCUUACCAUAAAUAAAAGUAAUUGCAUAUUUAAAUGGUAUGAUUGUGGAUUUGCCU
Rosa chinensis is the source of this 1703-nucleotide messenger RNA. Its product is annotated as metacaspase-1. The record is from RefSeq and is a predicted model, not a curated record. Gene Ontology annotation, molecular function: cysteine-type endopeptidase activity. The coding region runs from base 76 to 1239 and encodes 387 amino acids. NCBI's taxonomy places the organism in Eukaryota, Viridiplantae, Streptophyta, Magnoliopsida, Rosales, Rosaceae. The transcript is spliced from 5 exons. Gene Ontology annotation, biological process: proteolysis.